Molecule: messenger RNA, 4199 nt
Organism: Colossoma macropomum (tambaqui)
Lineage: Eukaryota; Metazoa; Chordata; Actinopteri; Characiformes; Serrasalmidae
Gene: egln3
Product: egl-9 family hypoxia-inducible factor 3
Exons: 5
Coding region: 1658-2377 (239 amino acids)
Biological process (GO): cellular response to hypoxia; peptidyl-proline hydroxylation to 4-hydroxy-L-proline
Cellular component (GO): nucleus; cytoplasm
Molecular function (GO): ferrous iron binding; peptidyl-proline 4-dioxygenase activity; L-ascorbic acid binding
Source: RefSeq, a predicted model, not a curated record
AGUACCUUAAAUAAGUUUUUCUCAGGCGAAAGUACACGUUUGUACCUUUUCAUAACCCAGUGUUUUAAAACAGAACAACAAAAUAAAAAGGCCGAAGACAGACAGGCUGUGUGGAGUCAAAACAACUUAGAAAACUAAUAUUAUGUCCUUUUACUAAAGGUUUUUUUUAAGACAUAGCCUUGAGGGAACCUUCCCAGUGACAGCUUAGUACCCUUUUUCUGAGAGUGGACGGUCUGCUGGCAGUUUCUUGAAGUAUAUAAAUGACAUCUGUAAACAAAUACAUAAUAUAGGACCCUUAAAUACACAAUGUGUGUGUAAUAUAUGCCAUAUAAUAGCCAAAAUGUAAUGAGUUGGCAGUUGUUGUUGGUUGUUUCUAAAAGGCCAGCUUACGCUGAACCUGUAAGCAAAUAUAAUGUAAACAAAGUGUAAUGAAAAUAUACGAGUUGUGUUGGUGGUUUGUUAAGAACAAGAAUGCUUCAUAAGAAUUUAGUGAACUGGUUUCUGUGGGUAGAGUCUUAGCAGUAAUUACCUUGUGCUACAUUUGUAAACAAAUGUGUUAUAUUUGUAUAACGGAGUUAUUAGUUGCUGUUUGUAAUUUCUUUAGAGUAAUAUAGUAUGUAUGUUUACAGAAUGAGAUGGUUUCCGUCGUUAGUUCUGCAUAAUAGCAUAUAAAAAGGGAAUGAUGAUGAUGUAGACAUACUGUGGUGUUGUGUUAUUGCUCCAGCUGUGCUGUGCCCAUUCGAGAGAAAAAAUGCCCAAACUUUUUCGACAUGAAACAACUGCAACUGUACACGUUUUCGAGAUGAAAGAAGGCGGGGUUAUUACGUUUCCCACCCAUAUUCCGACAGACUUGGUCUGAGUGUGAACUACUGGCCAAUCCUAAUGCCGGUGGGCGGGAUUAGAUUAGCCAAUCAUCACACUAGGAGCGGUACGACUAGCCAAUCACAGGAGGCAGGAGUCUGAUGGAACACGGGUAGGGAAACACGGUGCGCACGUGUGUUUGGAUGAACGUGCAGCGCGAGCUGUAGCCUACAUGCUCCCGUCCGCAUCCUCAAUGGCGGGGGGCGGCGGGAGGACGCCUUACGACAACUUCUAGCAGUGCUUUAUGAUAAAAGCGUAAAUACCACCGCGAUAUGAACAACUCAUUACAAUAGCCCACCAUCUGUAGCCGAGCGUAAAUAAAUAAAUAAACACACAUUGGACGUGUCAGAUUUAUUGGUCAUAUUGGACGCGUGUCGUUGAAGUGAGUCGUGUCUCUGUGUCGUGUUACUCUACAGAUCUCGUUCAUAAGCUUCAUUAAGUUUGAGUGGUGCUUUUUUCAGGCAAACGUGUUGGUCUCUCGCUUUAGAGUAAAACACAGUGAAUGGGUUUGAUGCUGGUGGUCUGGUCCCCGCCCCACUCCCUCCGUCGCGCGCUACUACACGAUCUGCACGUUGCACACUUCCAAGCAGGUUAAGGGGGCGUGUUUCAGCUCCUUCCGUGAGUACAACGUCUGCAGUAACAAGUAAACAGAUACAACUCUGAUUAGAGUUACUCACUUUAACCUUCUUUAGCUGUUUUGAAUGGCUCGAGUUGUCUGAGACUGAAGCGUUUUGGUGAAGCUGAAGGACCAGCAGGCUGUAGGACAGUAAUUUUGCGGAGAAAGCUCGGAGCAGACAUGCCGUUUCUUCAGCAUCUUGCGGACAUGAAGUUGGAGCAGCUGGCUCUGGAGCACAUUGUGCCCGCUCUCCGGGAUCAUGGGUUUUUUUACGUGGAUAAUUUUUUGGGCGACACGGUUGGACGUAUGGUGCUAGGGCAGGUGAAGCAAAUGCACUGUUCUGGGCUUCUGAACGACGGACAGCUCGCUGGUCGAGGCUCGGGCGUUUCCAAACGACACAUAAGGGGCGAUAAAAUAGCCUGGGUGAGCGGAACAGAGAGGGGCGCGGAGGCCAUCAACUUCUUACUCAAACUGAUCGACAAGCUGGUUUCUCUGUGCAUCGGACGGCUGGGCAAAAACGUGAUUCGUGAGAGAUCGAAGGCUAUGGUGGCAUGCUAUCCAGGCAAUGGGGCAGGUUACGUGAAACAUGUAGAUAACCCUAAUGCGGACGGGCGCUGUGUCACCUGCAUCUACUACCUGAACAAAAACUGGAAUGCCAAGGAGCAUGGGGGAAUUCUACGGAUAUUUCCUGAAGGAAAAUCCUAUGUAGCUGACAUUGAACCUUUGUUUGAUCGACUGCUGCUCUUCUGGUCAGACCGUAGGAACCCUCAUGAAGUACAACCAUCAUUUGCUACCAGGUAUGCAAUCACAGUGUGGUACUUUGAUUCAGAGGAAAGAGCUGAAGCAAAAAGAAGAUUCAAAGACUUAACAGCCUCUUCACAAGGCAGCACCACGUCUUAGCAGAAGAAUUUAAGACACAACUGUUCACUGAGAGGAUUUUUUUUAUGCGUGUGUGAGUUGUGUGUGUUUUUGUUUAUUUUUUUAGGGGUUUUUGGCCCUUUGUGAUAGUGCACUUAAGGUACCUCCUCUCCCCUCCUUCUGCCAAGCCACAAUUGCGUUGCCGUCUUUGAAAACUAGAGCUGUGUAUACUCUGUGUUUGUUUUGCUGCUAUGCGUCCCAUAGGAGGAUACCUAAUUCUAUAAACAAAAAUUUUUACCACAGUGAAUUCAGAUUAAGUCCUAUUGUGAUAAUCAUGAUUAAAUGGUUUCCAAUAAGUGUGUGUGGAUGAAAUGAAAGAAUCUAUGACAAUUUGGUGUCAUAACACUGGUUAUUUUUCUUUUAAGAAAUGUUCGUCUGUGUUUGAAAUAUCAGCUUUCGUUUAUUCUGUUUUGUCACUUAGCUGUUUUCAUAUUUGUGUUUCAAAGUGGUGAUGUUUUAAGAAAAUGGUUAAAUGGUUAAACAGUAUUCGGUUAAACAGGCUAUAGCAUUAUGUUAUAUAGCAAGGUCAUGCAUUUUGCUGAUGCCUUGACACGUGGUGAGUGUGGGUGGUUAUAAUUGUUUUGUUCUUCUAUUUAUCACCAUGUAAGUGUCAUAUGGACAGGCAGUGAACACUACAAAGGCAGAAGACUGUUAUAGCCAUCUGGCAGUUUAUAGGUAUCAGCUUGUAUGUCUUGAUUUCAGAAUUCUUUUCCCCCUAAUGAAUGUGAUUGCAAUGACAAUUAUUUGGAUUAAAAUCUGUAAAAAAUUAUAUAUAAGAUACAUUCUAUAAUUUUGCAACAACAAAUGGUGGCUUUGCUGCUAGCAUGUGUCCUAAGUCUUCUAGUGGAUCAAACGAGAUUUUACCUUGCUCAAUGAGUUGCUUGAGUUUUUGGAACAGGACCAAUAAUAAAUCUUCAACUUCAAAGGUCCAGUCACUUUGUUUACUCUAUCAUUGUUUGUGUUCAUUGGAAUCAAUACGUGAUAGAUAAGAAAGUUGUGCUUAACUUCUGAGGCAUCUGACAGUAAUGUCUCUGAGAAUGAAUGUAUAAUGAUUUACACAAAAUGGCUUAAAAUCACAGGGCACAGCUUUAAGACAUUACAUUCAUCUGGAUUAGUUAUAACAUAUUUAUACUGGUUACAUCUUUAUUAUCCUAUUAUCGGCUGUUUUAAAUACCGUGUACUGUAGGUUAGGUUAGGCUACUAAGAUGCGUUUCUCACUGGCUAAUGUGUAAUAGCUCAGCUUGCAAAUAGACCAUACAACUAAUCCAGAUUUGCUAUUCCUCUCAAGGUUUAUUAUUGAUAAAUACAUGCAUCUUUAUUGUGAGUGACUGUAUGACCCCCCCCCCCCCCCCCCCACCCACACACCAUUUUCUUUUUUGUUUGAAAGAAUAGAAUGCUUAUAUGUCCAUGUGUUUUAAAUGGUCAGACAGCUUGCAUGCUGGUCAGCAAUGCUGGUUAUGGACACUGAAUUAAUAAUAUUGUUGUAAAAAUGCCUUUGUUCAUGGCUCCACAGCAUUUGAUGCUUAUUAGAGGAAGACAUUCAGUUUUUUGUUUGUUUUGUUUCUUUUUUUUACCAUGCCUUAGUCCUCUUGUAAAUGUGAUGUGUUUGUGACAUUUGAAAUGUAUAUUUGAAAAGGAAUUCUAGAAAGUGUGACCAGAUGGGUAUACAGAAUUGUAUAGGCAUAGGAAACAUUGUUGAAAUGGUAACAUGACCGGAUUAAACAAUGUCACUAAUUAGACAGACUCAGUGAGUAAGAUUUCUAAUGCCCUCUUGUAAAUGGCAAAUAAAAAACUUAAAUCUUGA